Molecule: messenger RNA, 2133 nt
Organism: Lasiodiplodia theobromae
Lineage: Eukaryota; Fungi; Ascomycota; Dothideomycetes; Botryosphaeriales; Botryosphaeriaceae
Product: Nulp1-pending protein
Exons: 1
Coding region: 1-2133 (710 amino acids)
Biological process (GO): ribosome-associated ubiquitin-dependent protein catabolic process; rescue of stalled cytosolic ribosome
Cellular component (GO): RQC complex
Source: RefSeq, a predicted model, not a curated record
AUGUCUGCGCGCGCAUUACGCAAGCUCCAGCGCGAGCUCGAGGAGAAGAAGCAGCUUGAGCUAUUGGCUGCCGAAAAUGACGAAGACGACGAAUCGGAAGAGGAGCAGCCAGCCGCCCGCCCUGCGAAGGCCAGCAUGUUCGCCAUGUUAGGUGGCGAUGAUGAUGGAGACGACGACGAUGACGAAAAAGAAGAGCCCCGAGAGACGUCCGAGGCGCCUGAGGAGAGCGAGGAAGAGGCACCGAAACCAAAGGCAUCCACCGCAAAGCGAAAUAAAAAGAAGAAGAAGAAGGCCAAGGCUGCGAAGCAAGCUAUCGAUACGCCGACAAAAGAACAAUCUGCAUCCUCUGGGCUCGACGAAAUCGAUCUUGCGCUCCAGUCCCUCAAAGUCUCUAAAUCCGGAGAUCCAGGAAAGUCGGCUGAGGAAACCGCGGCCGAUGCUGCGGCACAAGAGUUGUACAAGCUGUUAGCGGUCGACACUCAAGGUCUGCAUGCACAAAAUGAAAUGCGCAAGCUUUUCGGAAGGGCUGCUUUGGAGAACAGGGCGGAUGAUGAGCCUGCUGGUAGAGGUAGACGCGGCCGCGGCGCGCAGCAGCUUGGUUUGGCGCAGGCUGUUGCUGCGCGUAACAUGCCAGGCGGCCAAGGUCUCGCCUCACUGGGUCUGCGCCGGAACAUAUUCAUUCAAGGAAAGGAAGAGUGGCCCAGGGCAACAAGUGGAGGUCUAGGCAUGGAGAUUGUAGAGAAACGCGCCGACGGGACUGUGGAAUACAGGUUCAUACACAGCACGGCAUACCAGGACGUACAAAGGCAAUUCGAGAGCUGCGUGGCGUCUAUGGAUCCCAACCGGCUGGUGCAGUUGCUCCAGUUCAACCCAUACCACAUCUCAACCCUCCUUCAAGUAUCAGAAAUCGCAAAGCAAGAGCGAGACCACGCAACAUCUGGCGACCUCCUUGAGCGUGCUCUGUUCUCAUUCGGGCGGUCCAUUCACUCGACGUUUUCAAACAACCUCUCUCAAGGAAAGGCUAGGUUGGAUUUCCGGAGACCGGAGAACAGAGAAUUUUGGUUGGCGGCGUGGCGCUACAUUGCUAACCUGGGCAUGCGUGCGACUUGGAGGACGGUAUAUGAAUGGGCAAAGCUACUUCUCAGCCUGGACCCUGAGAAUGAUCCGUACUGCGUUCGUCUUGUCAUCGACCAAUUUGCCGUCCGCGGCCGGCAGCAGCAAGACUUCAUCAGCCUAGCCCAGAACGACUUCUUCAAGAAGAGAUGGGCAGACCUUCCAAACAUCCAGAUGACGCUAGGCCUAGUACAAGUUCAAGCAAAUGAGCGCAGCAAAGGGCAGCAGAAACUUUACACGGCAAUCGGCAAAUACCCUUGGGUGGCGGCUCGUCUGUUCCAAGAGCUUGAGGUCAACGACAUCCCACCGGGAGUAUGGGGCAAGCAGCCGCGCACCCCUCACGAGCACCUGAUGACUGAGCUGUACGUCAUUCGCGCCAAGGAUAUCUGGAACACACCAGAAGCCAAAAACUUGCUGGUUGAGGUGGCUUCGGCGGUGCAGGCUUCUGGAACAGCAGACCCUGCAGACGACGCCAUCACCCGAGACAUAGCCCGCCACACUAUACUUACCGACAACCCAGCACUUAUUGGGGCAGUGCCGCGAUCUCUGUCUUCUCAAGUAAAGUCUACAUCAGACCCGCUGCCUCCCAACGACAACGUGGCGUCAUAUGACCCCACGCCAAGCAGGACAAGCCGACAACGAGAAAGUCAAACGGUGGAAGAGAUGCGGGAGGAGUACAGCAAUCUGCGGGCCUUCUUCCAGAGCCUGAUGCCGUGGUUUCAAGCACGAGAAGGCGACCAGGGAGAGCAACGAGGAACAGAGCAGCUGGACGAGGCUCCACCACUGGAUCCAGAGGUGCGCGACGAGGAGGUAGUCAGGCGGAUGGUGGAGCAAGGGAUUCCUUUCCAGGAGUUCUGGGAGCGUACGCAGCGCUAUGAGCAACUGCAGAACCAAAUGGAAAUGAUGGGCGAAUUAGAGGAGCUUCCGGAGACGGGGGAAAGUCGGGCAGCGUCGACAGAGGGCGCAGAGGGCGGUGGAGGUAAUAGCCACGAUGCCAGGGGUGCGGAUCCUGCGGCGUAG